CACUGGCGUCACCACCUCUCUCCUCUCUGCUUGCAGGUCUGUCUGAAAUCACUCACUAUGAGUGCUUCAACUACAUCAAUCUUCCUUCCAACUGCAACCACCUACGCUCACGGGACUAAUCAGAGCGGGGCUGUGGGAAAGACAGAGCCAUCAUACACUGUCCUCAAGUUCAUGGAGAGCUUCUGCCUCAUCAGCGCUGCCUGUGGGAUGGUGGGAAAUGGCAUGGUCCUAUGGUACCUUGGAUUCCGCAUCCGGAGAAACCACUUCACUGUCUACAUCCUGAAUCUGGCCGCUGCCGACUUCGGCUAUCUCCUCUGCAUCGCCAUUGAGACGGUUCAGUACCUGAUGCAGUUCAAUGUGGGGGUGCAGUUUGGGAUAUUCCUCUUCCUGGAUCUUUUCAUGUAUGGGACCGGCUUGUAUCUCUUGACCGCCAUCAGCAUUGAGAGGUGCCUGUCUGUCCUUUGUCCAAUCUGGUGCCGAAGCCACCGCCCAAAGCACUUGUCCGGCAUCAUCUCCGGCCUGCUCUGGGGUCUCUCCCUGCUGCUGAACACGCUCGGGUAUGUUUUGUGUACUCUUCGCCCCUCUGCUAGGAGCUGCCAGCUUCUGCUCAUCAGCAUCGGAACCUUGGACUUCCUCUUCUGCACGCCCCUCAUGCUGCUCUUCAGCCUGACCCUCUUCCUUAGAGUCAAGUGCAGCUCCCAACACCUCCGAACAGGCAGGCUCUUCACCGUCAUCAUGCUCACCGUCCUCUUCUUCCUCAUUUUCGCUGUGCCUCUGAGCGUCCUGAUCCUCUUUGACUUCUUGGGCUACAAAUUUCUCUACUCCCCGGAGAUCGGCUUUGUGCUGUCCUGUGUGAAUAGCAGUCUCAACCCCGUCAUUUACUUCCUUGUGGGGAGCUACAGGGAUCGGAGAAUCAAGUUCACCCUCAGGCUGGCGUUCCAGAGGGCCUUUGAAGAUUCAGCUGAUGACAAGGAUGAACGGGAAACCCGUGACACAAUAACUAUGUCUUCCUAA
Molecule: messenger RNA, 1014 nt
Organism: Gavia stellata (red-throated loon)
Lineage: Eukaryota; Metazoa; Chordata; Aves; Gaviiformes; Gaviidae
Product: proto-oncogene Mas
Exons: 1
Coding region: 58-1014 (318 amino acids)
Biological process (GO): G protein-coupled receptor signaling pathway
Cellular component (GO): membrane
Molecular function (GO): G protein-coupled receptor activity
Source: RefSeq, a predicted model, not a curated record